GCUGCGGCCUCCUGGCGCUGCCGCGGGGCUGCGAGCACUGAGGGGGGCCGCGGGGCAGUCGCGAUAGUCGCGAUGGCGUGCGGGGGCUUCGCCUGCUCCAAGAACUGCCUCUGCGCCCUCAACCUGCUCUACACGCUGGUGAGCCUGCUGCUGAUUGGAAUUGCAGCAUGGGGAAUUGGCUUUGGCCUCAUCUCUAGUUUCCGAGUUGUUGGAGUGGUAAUUGCCGUAGGAGUCUUCCUCUUCUUUAUUGCCUUAGUCGGAUUGAUCGGUGCGGUGAAACAUCAUCAAGUAUUGCUGUUCUUUUACAUGAUUAUUCUUCUGCUAGUCUUUAUUGUCCAGUUCUCUGUCUCCUGUGCCUGUUUGGCACUAAACAAGGACCAGCAGAGUGAACUUCUAGAGGUGGGAUGGAAUAACACCAAGAGUGCAAGAAUAGAUAUUGAGAGAAAUCUGAAUUGCUGUGGAUUUAGAGCUUUUCAUCCGAAUGAAUCCUGCACAGCUGAUUGUUUCAGAACUCGCCAGUGUAAACCAUGUGCGCCGAUAAUAGAGGAAUAUUCUGGAAUGGUGCUGAGAUUUGUUGGAGGCAUAGGACUUUUCUUCAGUUUCACAGAGAUUCUGGGAGUCUGGCUGACAUACAGAUACAGGAACCAAAAGGAUCCCCGUGCAAAUCCUAGUGCAUUUCUUUGAUAAGCUUAUAAAGGACUGAAUCUUCUCUCUGCACCCUCUACUUAAAAAUACUGAUUCUCCAUGGUUUGGUAUUUCCCCAUAAUAGGUAUUCUACAUGUACCCAAAAUAAAAUUUAAUUUCCAUAAGAAAUGUGUAGUUUUCAUAUUUAAUUUUCACUAUUUUUCUUCUAAGAAUCUCUAUCUUAAAGUAGAUGGGUGCAUUCAGUAGCUGGGCAGAGUUGAACUGCUGGUUAAAUAACUCUGUUGAGACUUUGUUAAUUGAUACAGUGAACUCUAUACAGUGAGUUUUAUAGCACUACUGGCUUAUCUGGUGUCAAAAAACCCCAGAAGUAUUUUCUGCUGUAUUCACUGAUUACAAAAAUUCACGUGAAUUCUCAUUAAAAUGAUAAAAAUGUACGGUGGCUGGUUGGGUAUGAUUUGCCUAGGUUUUAGGAUGCACUCUAGUAAACUUUUUUGUCUCACAUUUUCCUGUUAAGGUAAAAAUAGAAGCUAAAGAUGUUAUUUUCUGUAGUGCACAUAAGUGUAUGUUAAUGACUACUGUAGUCUUCACCCCUCCCCUUCCCUGUUUGUUUUGGCUUUCUGUAGCUUUAGAAUUUUGUUGAGAAUAAAAAUAAUUUUAAUGGAUAUUGUCACUACAAGAACAAUGAAUGAAGAAAACCAGGAGAAUGUAAUCUGCAGCUGAUUAACUUGAAACUUUUUUUUCUUUGACAAGUGAAUGAAGUCUGGUAUUUGCACAAUCAAUGUUGGAAUCAAUGUCUGUCAUCUCUGAUGUAAGAAACUUGAUGUCUGGAAAGUUGUUGUACAGUUACUUUUUUUUAGAUGGUGUAAAAUUAUUGUUGUAAUAACUCAGCAGUGUAUAUUUCUCUGUCAUCCAGAUAACAGUCUUGAUUUCAUGAGAGAUUGAAUGAUGUGUAAAAAAAGAAAGAACAAACAAAAAAAAUGGUUUCCAGUAGUUUGUUUUCUAAUAACAAAGAAAAGAAUUCAAGUUAGAACAGUGUGUUAUCCAUGUAGUAAGUAUGGCCUGAUGUGAAGGAAAGCAUGAUCCCUCUUCCUGCCUGUACCCGAAAUGUUGCAUCAACUGGAAACAGCAGCCAUCUAAGCACCCGAGGUGCAUAAUGUUCCAUUUGUUUCCAGUCACACUGAACUACAGAGGUGCACUCCACCUUCAUUUAGUUGCUGCUUCUGGUGUGGUAGGCAGCUGCUGUAGCCUGAUAGACGGCUCUGCAGGAAGAAAACGGGAAGAGUAUUAAGGCCCUCUGCCAAGGAAUACAGCACCUGAGCGAGGUGGUAAGGAAGUCAGUGAGGGCAGUCACAAAUAGGUUCUUACAGUCUCUCUUUAGAGGGAGAUGCCUUCUUAUCCAUCAGAGGAG
Messenger RNA from Empidonax traillii (willow flycatcher), 2053 nucleotides. It is a transcript of the gene TSPAN13, whose product is annotated as tetraspanin 13. The transcript is spliced from 6 exons. The record is from RefSeq and is a predicted model, not a curated record. NCBI's taxonomy places the organism in Eukaryota, Metazoa, Chordata, Aves, Passeriformes, Tyrannidae. Gene Ontology annotation, cellular component: membrane. Bases 73 to 684 code for a protein of 203 amino acids.